AAAGAAGUUCAGUUCCAGCAGUCUGUCUCAGUCUUUCCACGCGAUAAACAAAUGCUGCUUAGUAAAUGAAAGAAAUGUGUCAGCAUGACUGUUUGGGCUUAAACGGUAAGAAAUGUGUAAAAUUACAGAAGAAAAAAAUCAGCUCCUUGGACAGGCUUUCCUGUAAUUAUAAACUAAACUCGCAGAAAAUGUUCUUUUACUGUGACAAAAACAGAAAUCUCUGAUUACAGUCAAUAGUGAAAAAACUUAUGAAAACACAUAUAAAAGUCCAGAAAUGUAAGCUCUCCGUCACAUUUACUAAAGCAGUGGGCCGGACUGGAGUCUUUGCUCCCUCCCCCGGGCCUUAUGUUUGACACCUCUGGUCUAAGGAACGGAGAUGGUGCAAAGCCAGGAUCCACAUCCAACAGGCUGGACUUCCCACUCGCAUCAGGAUCUCCUCUAAUAAACGCUGGGCUCUUUUUUUAUUGGGGUCCAGGCGGGACCUUUUUUUUCUGCCAGUGCUUCAGUGUAACUGAGCCUCUCUCUGGCUGCUGCAUCAGACCGUCUCAGCGCUCAGUCGGGGUUUUACGCACACGUCGCGUGAGAAAUGAGCACCAGAGAAUCCUCUAUGCUGUCUUCUCGUCAUAGACACAAAGCAGCAGGUGUGACACUCACAAACUGUUAGAACAUUUCAAAUUAUUUGGCAAUUAUUCCUCCUGGCGACGCCGUGGAUGUGUAGUGCCAAAAAACAAAAAAUGUCUCUGCAGUUUUCCUGGUGGCGCGCCUGUUCCUCGCCUUCAGCGCCAGGAUCGUGGAGCGUUUGCGUGCCGCUGGCUUUCCAGCACCUCCAACUAUUUGCUGGAUUUUAACAGAGCAAAGUAACCUGUGAACAAUCAAAUCUGUUUUUACGAACAAAAGUCACUUUUGUUCUCAGAAGCAUUAUUUAAGAACGCAAAGGAAACUUGGUUUUUGUUUUUCGGUGGAUGCGCACUUGGGCACAGCAAAAUCCUGAGAAGAAACGCGGAGAUGCCCCACAGAGUCCACGUCCUGCUGCUGCUGCUGCUGCUGUCGCUGUGUCGGCCGGCAGCAGCGAACCGCGUGAGAAAGCAGACCGUCAGGACGCGGUCCUGUCCGGACUUGCCGGAGGAGAUUUUGGAGGAGAUUUUUGGACGGCUCUCGGUGGGAGUGAUGAGCGCUUUCCAUCACGCUCUGCAGCUGGAGCCGCAGGACAAACUUAACCUCACCUGCCCCACCACCGCACGGAUCCCGACCGACGGCAAGACCCGCCUCCCGGUCAACCUGCUCAGCAUCUCCCCCUGGGCCUACAGGAUCUCAUACAACCCAAAAAGAUAUCCCCGCUACAUCCCCGAGGCCUACUGCCUGUGCAAGGGCUGCCUGAUCGGACCGUACGGUGAGGAGAGCAGUCAGUACCGCAGCACCCUGGUCUACGCUCCCUCCGUCAUCCUGAGGAGAACGGGCUCCUGCGUCGGCGGCCACCACUCUUACAAGGAGAUCUACGUCUCCAUAGCCGUGGGGUGCACCUGUGUGCCGCUGCUGGAGAAGAGGCCGAAGAAGAGCAACCAGAGCCUGCAGAGAAGAGAGCCUAAAGCCAGAAAGCCCUUCACUCCAAGAAAGGAAGCAUGACGGAAGCAGGACUGCUGCUGCACAGGUUUUUUUUACAGCUGAUUCGCUCGUGCUAGAACAUUUGAACCAGUUUAAGGGAUUAUGUCUGAAAUGGAAGCCCCAGAAAAUGUA
Messenger RNA from Oreochromis aureus, 1734 nucleotides. RefSeq names its product interleukin 17d (gene il17d). Lineage: Eukaryota; Metazoa; Chordata; Actinopteri; Cichliformes; Cichlidae. The record is from RefSeq and is a predicted model, not a curated record. Gene Ontology annotation, biological process: inflammatory response. Gene Ontology annotation, molecular function: cytokine activity. The coding region runs from base 1006 to 1623 and encodes 205 amino acids. Gene Ontology annotation, cellular component: extracellular region. The transcript is spliced from 2 exons.